AUGUCUAAAGCAGCAGAGGAGGAGAAGCCUGGGGCUGAGUAUCCAGGGGACAGUUCAGACUCUGACAGGAACAGCCCUGAUGACCAGGUCCAGCCGAUGAAAACAAGCCCCUUCAGCAUCUCUCCCACACCGGCUGGCAGCAAGGGAAAGAGCGAGGAGAGCUCUGAGAUCGUCCGUAGCACCAUUCCUGCUUUAACUCCCUCCCAACAGCAGCAGCAACAGCAGCAGCAGCAGCAACUACAACUACAACAGCAGCAGCAACAACAACAACAGCAGCAACAACAACAACAACAGCAGCAACAGCACCACCACACACAGCUGAUGCUGGCUGGCAGUCAGCUAGCUGGGCUUGCCGCUCUCCUCCCGGCCCAGCAGCAGCUUCUCCUCCAGCAGGCUCAGGCUCAGCUCCUGGCGGCCGCCGUUCAGCAGUCCAACGCCGCCCACGCCGCUCACGCUGCCCACGCCGCCGCGCAGCAACAAGCCAACCAGCAGCAGCAGAGCUUAUCCCAAUCCCAGCAGCAGCAGCAGCAGCAAAUCAAGCAGGAACAAACCAUCCAAGUCCCGCCUCCACAGCAGAUGGCUCUGUCGCAGCCAAUCCAACUCACAGCCCAGGACAUCCAGCAGCUGUUGCAGCUCCAGCAGCUGGUUCUGAUGCCCGGUCAUCAUCUCCAGACCCCUGCCCAGUUCCUCCUGUCUCAGCCCGGGCAGGCACAGCAGCAGCAGCAGCAUGGUUUGCUCUCGACACCAAAUCUGAUCCAGCUACCUCAGCAAAGCCCAGGAGGACUACUGACAAGUCCACCUCGCCUGGGACUCCAAGCACAGAGGGAGAAGAGUAGCGAUGUUGUGCUCAGUGGAAGCGGCGGUGGCUCUAUCGUUGCCACCAGCAGCGGCGGAGUUGUGACAUCUGUUGGAUCUCCUUCAGCCUCCAGCAGCUCCAUGGCCUCCUCAUUGACACCUGGCUUAACUUCUGGAGGUCACGUGGGUCACGGAGGUCAUGGGGGUCAUGGGGGUCACUUGGGCGAAGAGCCUAGCGAUCUAGAGGAGCUGGAGCAGUUUGCCCGCACCUUCAAACAACGACGCAUCAAGCUGGGAUUCACCCAGGGAGACGUCGGGGUUGCUAUGGGCAAACUGUACGGCAACGACUUCAGCCAGACCACCAUCUCCCGAUUCGAAGCACUCAACCUGAGCUUUAAGAACAUGUGCAAACUGAAACCACUGCUCGAGAAGUGGCUGAAUGAUGCAGAAACCAUGGCAGUAGACAGCAUGCUGCCCAGCCCUUCCUCUCUCUCCUCCCCCAUGCUGGGCAUCGAGGGUCUGUCGGGCCGUCGCAGGAAGAAACGCACGAGCAUCGAGACCAACGUGCGAGUGGCCUUAGAGCGCAACUUCUGCAUGAACCAGAAGCCUACCUCGGAGGAGAUCUUGCUCAUGGCGGAUCAGCUCAACAUGGAGAAGGAGGUGAUUCGUGUUUGGUUCUGCAACCGCAGGCAGAAAGAGAAGCGCAUCAACCCCUCCAGCAGCACCACCCCUCCCCUGCCCAGCCAGACCUCGCCUGUUGUGACCCACAAAGCCGCCUGCUACAGCCCGCACAUGAUCUCGAGUCAUGGUCUGUCCCAGGUCACCACCUGUCUCAGCACAACAGCCUCCAGCCCUUCGGCCUCCUGCCCCAUGACUCCCGUCAGCUCGGCCGCAGCAGGCACCACCUCUUCCUCAGUGACCUCCCCACCUCAUAGCACAGCUAGCCCCGCCCCUCCCAGCCUUGCCGGGGCCCUUGGGCUCAACACCGGGAACACAAUGAUGGGAGUAAGCACAGGGAUGAACCAGGCCCUCAUUGGCAGCAAUCCCCUGGCUACCAUGCAAGCCCUGGCAUCGAGCAGUGGUCAGCUGUCCAUCUCCAGUCUGGAUGGGGGAGCAACCCACAUGCUCCUGGGUGGCCCUGGGGGUACCGCCUUACAUCCAUCCCUUCGCUCCUCCCUCUUCCUCAAUCAUCCAGCCCUCCUCCCCAUGGUGACCGGCUCCAUGGCGACAGCCUCCACGCCUGCCAUGUCCCUGGCCAGCAGCAGCAGCGGUGGUGUGUGUGGCCCGAGACUCCCCUUCCCCCAGUCCCCCCCCCCUGGCACCAGCAACCUCAUGAGCCCCACCACGUGCCACGAGGAGUCCGCUUCUCCAUGUUCAAGUCCCGCCUCUUUCUGUUCCUUCAGCGAAGCCUCGCCUCCGCCCCUGGGAGGGGCCAUGGCCGAGUGAUCUCUGACUGACAGCCAAAGUAUCCUUUCAGAGGAGGACGAGGAGGAGGAAGAGUUUAAGGAGCUUUGAAAAUCUAAAUUUUACAACCUCGCCUUUCAACCAAAGCCAUCUCUCUGUCUGAUCCAUCGCCGCUUUCAUCUCUCUCUUUAUGUCUCCCCGCUGAAGUCUUCUGAAGCCAAAAAUAUACACGGACGGAUGACGGGAGGAAGCAAAGAGAGAGGGAUGAUGGAGAGGUUAGAGAGAACUGCAGAACAGAGGGGGGAAAUUUGAAACCAAAUAAUGAUCUACAGCUGGAGAGGUGGCUCUGAGGAGUGUUUUGCUCUGCAUCGGGGGAAACGGAACAGCAUGCUUUUUAUCGGCUGGAGAAAAAAAUAAACUCGAUGAGGGCAGGGAUGAGAAGCGAAACUGUGUUUGAGAAACGGGAGGCAAGAGAAAAGACUUGUUUAACAAGCUCGGAAAGGUCAUGUGGUUGCAACCAAAUUUAAAAAGAAAAAGAUGCUCGAAGAGAAACACACUUACUUACAAAGAUGAAAAACCAAAAUCUCCAAAUACCAAAAACUGUAAACCAAAAAUGACAAAAAACAACAAACGGAGAGAAAAGCUUUAGUUCAGAAAGACUUUCUGAUCUGUCCAGGUUCAGUUCAUACUCCAUACAAACAUUUCCCAUUUCACUCAGGAUUUCCUUUGUCCCCAUUCUUAGUUUUAAAAAGCAUUUAUUUUUUAUUUAUCACUUUUUUAAUGCUAUUUCUUGCCAAAUAUGUGUGUUAAAUGUUUUCCAGCUGAUCCCAGAUGCAGGAUGUCUGACUACCUCUCUCUUUACAGCUUUACAGUGAUGAACACAGAGCAGAGUGUUUGUUUUAACCAGCCUGUCGUGACGGGUGGGGUUUACUAUGUAGCAAAACCCACCCUUCUGGUACGUGAAUAGGAUAAAACAGACAUGCGUUUAAGUUUAAAAAUCCCAUUUGACUGAGUUUAAAAUGACUUUUUUUUGCUUGUUUAGCAGUUUUAAAAGAUUCAAAUUAUUUUAGAGGGAUGAUUUACAACUUUUUUGUUCUUUUUAAUCAUCA
This is a messenger RNA of Eleginops maclovinus (Patagonian blennie), 3308 nucleotides long. RefSeq names its product POU class 2 homeobox 2a (gene pou2f2a). The coding region runs from base 1 to 2241 and encodes 746 amino acids. NCBI's taxonomy places the organism in Eukaryota, Metazoa, Chordata, Actinopteri, Perciformes, Eleginopidae. Gene Ontology annotation, molecular function: DNA-binding transcription factor activity, RNA polymerase II-specific; RNA polymerase II cis-regulatory region sequence-specific DNA binding. Gene Ontology annotation, biological process: regulation of transcription by RNA polymerase II. The record is from RefSeq and is a predicted model, not a curated record. The transcript is spliced from 15 exons. Gene Ontology annotation, cellular component: nucleus.